CAUCCUGACAUAAUACUUCUCUACCUGAGAAAACACAGACAGAAACUCACCUUCACAGAAAACUCAGAGAUCGAGAGGGCGAAAGACGGCCCUCUCGCUCUUCCCUUUUCAUAUUCAAUUUCCAUUUCCACCAAUAACAAGAAAAAAAAAUCAUAAAUUAUUAUUAACAAUUAACAAUCAUAAUCAUAUGAUUCUCUUUUGCUCUCCAAUUCAGUCCCUUUUCUUUGAUGCGAAGAUCGCACGCCCGCACUCGGUUCUAUUCUAAACCCAACAGCCAAAUGGAUCCCGUCAAGCUCCAGAUCCGACCUAACCAAAGAUCCUCUAAUCUCUUCUCUAAGACCAAGCCCUCCACAAGCUUCUUGUCUAUCUUCUUCUCUUCUGUUUUGAUCUUGAUCGCUCUUUCAUUCUGCUAUGUCUUCUUCAGCAAUGGGGAUUCUCUUGAUUCUGGUAACAGGUAUGGUAUUAUCAUCGACGGCGGCAGCACGGGCACCCGGAUUCACGUGUUCGCCUACCGAAUCGAGGGCGGUAAACCGGUUUUCGAUUUCGGGGAUGGGGCGAUGAGGGUGAAUCCGGGAUUGUCGGCGCAUGUGAACGAUCCGGAAGGGGCCGGUAGAUCCUUGGAGGAGCUCCUGGAGUUUGGAAAAGGGAGAGUGCCGAAAAAGCUUUGGGGAGAGACGGAGAUUCGGUUAAUGGCGACGGCUGGGAUGAGAUUACUCGAUUCUGAGGUUCAAGACAGAAUUCUGGAGUCGUGUAGAAAGGUUUUGAGAAAGUCCGGGUUCAAGUUCAGGGAUGACUGGGCCUCUGUUAUUACUGGCUCCGACGAGGGGGUAUAUGCUUGGGUUGUUGCCAACUAUGCAUUGGGUACGCUUGGAGGUGAUCCUCCUGAAACGACUGGGAUUAUUGAACUUGGUGGAGCUUCUGCUCAGGUAACUUUUGUUUCAAAUGAUCCAAUGCCUCCUGAGUUCUCACGCACUGUUAAGUUUGGGAAUAUUACUUACAGCAUCUACAGCCAUAGCUUUCUUCAUUUUGGCCAGAAUGCUGCAUUUGAAGCAUUGAGGGAAUCACUUGUCUCGGUGGACUAUCAACCAGCAUCGGAAUCACUUGAGAAAGGAAUAUUUGUAGAUCCCUGUAUUCCCAAGGGUUACUCACAUGCUAUGGAAUCUUGGAAGCUCUCUCCAGGUUCAAUGGAAAAGAAUAAAAUUCUAUCCAAUCUUCAUGCAAGGGGUAACUUCUCUGAGUGCAGAUCUGCUGCAUUAACACUGAUUCAGAAGGGAAAAGAGAAGUGCUCCUGUCAGCAGUGCUACAUAGGAUCAACAUUCACACCUAAGCUUCAGGGGAAGUUUCUGGCAACUGAGAAUUUCUUCUAUACAUCAAAGUUCUUUGGAUUGGGUCCAAGGGCAUUUCUUUCUGACCUGAUUGUGGCUGGAGAACACUUUUGCGGAGAAGAUUGGUCAACAUUGAAAAAGAAACACCAUUCAUUUGAUAGUGAUGAUCUGAUGCACUAUUGCUUCUCUUCAGCGUAUAUUGUGGCCCUACUUCAUGACAGUCUGGGAAUUGCAUUGGAUGAUGAAAGGAUUGGAUGUGCUAAUCAGAUUGGAAACAUCCCUCUUGACUGGGCAUUGGGAGCUUUCAUCUUGCAGAGCACUGCUGUAUUUGAGAUGCAGCACCCAGAUUGGAUUACCACUGUUAUUAAUGAUGACUCACCCACCCUUGUAUCACUCAUUGCCAUCGCCAUAUUAUUGAUGUUUGUGGCAUGGUCUGUGUCAAAGUGGAGAAAGCCCCAGCUAAAGACAGUUUAUGAUCUAGAGAAAGGGCGGUAUAUAGUUACUCGUGUUGGAAGAAGUUGAUAAGCAUAUUUCAAGGGGAUGGAUACUUCUUUCCAGGCUUUGCGGACUAGGAGGAAGCUCCAGUGCAAUUACAAUUAAACAUAUUAUGCUUCCUCCCGUUAUUUCCAAUUGCCAAAGUUCUCUCUCUUAAAGCUGCCCUUUUUCUUGGAAAGGUGAGGUUGUAGUUGUACCAUACUGGGUUUCAGAGGGUGUGGUGUAAGUAAUGAAAAGCAUAGGAUGGAAGAGUAGUUUCCCCUUUUGUAUCAAGGGGGAGAUGAAACCUCAGUUUCAUCACACACCAAAUGCAAUCUCAUUUAGGAUCAAAAACAACUCAGCCAUGUGGGUAACUAUCUCACACAUUUGUACGAAAAGAUUUAUUUAUUGUUACAUGCACACGAUUGUGCAAAUUUCUAAUUCCAAGUGCAUUUUUUAUUUUUAGUCUCCAUCUCUCUCUUACUUUUGUUGUUCAUUUGGUUCAGGAAAACUAUUUUUCAUUUUCAUAUUCCUUUUCUUAGUUUUGUGAAGAGUCUGAAUCUUUAUUAUUAUUAUUAUUAUUAUUAUUAUUUACGUAAAAUCAUGUUGCGUAUCAAUUGAGUCGACCUUGCUUGUUUGACAAAGCACACCCGUUUUUUUCAUAGAGAUUAGAGGAGCCUAUAAGAAUCUUCAAGCCUUGUAAUUUGUCUUUUUCAAAAAAAGUCUUUUCUCUCUGUUUCUUUCGUUUCUUAUUGCCAAACAAAUUGCAGAAUUUUAUUUGGGCAAUUUAUCUCACGAAGACAACGGAUGAAUAUUGUCUAUAAAUAUGAUAAAUAUUUCGUACAAUAUGAUAUUUGAGGGUAACUUGUCUUGGAUAAUAAACAUAUGAAUGCACUAUGUUACCUUAAAAUCAUUUCAAAUGAAUUUAUUUUUAAUGCUCAUAAACUAAUCCAAAAAAAUACUGUUAAUCAUAAAAUAUUAAAAUACAUGAAAUCCAAUGAUAAUGAUUUCAAAGCUAGCACAAAAUGUAAACCAUUAUAAUUGAUUAAUAUGUAAAUGAUACCUUAGCCUAAUAGUAAAAAUUUCAUCCAAAAUAAUUGGUUAGCCAUACCAUCACAUUUUCACAGAAUAAUAAAAGAGAUUUUUCCAAUGAAGAUAUACAUGUUCAUGGCAAAUCACCCAUCCAAUCGCUAAUAAAAAACGUCAUAGACUGUAAGAAAUAUGUUAGCCAGUAGUGUCUAAUUGUAGAAAACUUCAUUUGAAAAGUAUUACUAUUACAAGUCACAACUUAGAAAUUACCUAGAAAUUGUUGUAAGGAUUGAUAUUUCUCAAAACAGGACAGAUAAGUGUACAUUUUCUUCUGCACGCGAUCGAGACAAGUCUUUGAAAUGUCAUCCUUAAUAGAAAUAUAUCUAUGAAGCUAAGGUAAUUGCAUUAGGGUAUGAGGUGAUAAGGCAACCAAAAGAUGGCGAGACAUGCUCUUACUUUAGCAAACGGCCGUGGAGGUGAAGCUGCCGUAGGCCUUCUGCUACACUUCUCUCAACCCUUUCUCUUGCUUUGGAUGUUCGCUUUGUCUCUCUCAAUUAUAUCAGCUAUUGUUUUUGCCUGUGGUUCUGGUUCUGGUUCUGGCAAACCUCACAAGAGGAAGCAUGGUUAUGGUGGCGGUGUUGGUGGCGGAGGUGUUUGUGGAGGUGGCGGUUGUGGAGGCGGUGGUGGCGGUGGUGGUGGCGGUUGUGGUGGUGGCGGUGGUGGUGGCAGUUGUUAGGUUAAUACAAGUUAACUUGGAUACAUAUAGGCGUUGCUUCCCGUUCUUCGCGGUGCUUGCAGGUGAGAUUGAACAAGCUACUUCCUAUACAAGGAGAUAUUCUCAAAAAUAAGAGCCUAUUGUUGAAUUCGAUACAACCCCAGCUGCCAUUACAAGCUUUUUAUUUUGUAAUUUAAUUAGAUGUUGUUCUGUUCUUGUAUGUACGAUGUAUACUUUUAUGGAAACUUGAGAGUAAAAUUAAAAUUUAAUA
This is a messenger RNA of Hevea brasiliensis (rubber tree), 3814 nucleotides long. Its product is annotated as probable apyrase 6. The coding region runs from base 228 to 1847 and encodes 539 amino acids. Gene Ontology annotation, biological process: nucleoside diphosphate catabolic process. NCBI's taxonomy places the organism in Eukaryota, Viridiplantae, Streptophyta, Magnoliopsida, Malpighiales, Euphorbiaceae. Gene Ontology annotation, cellular component: membrane. The record is from RefSeq and is a predicted model, not a curated record. Gene Ontology annotation, molecular function: nucleoside diphosphate phosphatase activity. The transcript is spliced from 9 exons.